CUUUGGAACAUUUAAAUUUGGGAGGUUUAGAUCUUAGCAAAGUUACUAAUUCUUGGCUUCAAACAAUAAAUGAUCAUCUUUUUUCUCUCUUGGAGUUGCAUUUGCCUCAAUGUCACCUUCUAAACCUUCCAUCUUCUCUUCCAUCUCUAAAUCUUACUUCCCUUUUGGUACUUGAUCUUUCCAACAAUGCUUUCAACUCAAGUAUUUUCCCUCUAUGGAUGUUCAAACUUAGUAACCUCGUGCAUCUUGACUUAAACUCCAACAAUAUUAAUAGUGAAUUGCCUGAUGAGUUUGCAAAGCUCACUUCCCUUGAAUACCUUGAUCUAUCUUCCAACUAUGGUUUCAAUGGGACACUCAAGAGAAGCUUGGGAAAACUAUGCAAUUUGAAGACUUUGAUCCUCAAUGACAACCGUAUCAGUGGAAACAUUACUGAUUUCAUCGAUGCUUUAUCAGAAUGCCAAAGCAACAACUUGGAGACAUUGGAAUUGAGUCACAAUGCAUUGACUGGCAAUCUUCCUACUACAUUAGGCCACUUGACUAAGUUAAAAGAUCUUCAACUGAGGUACAACUCGUUGACAGGAACAAUACCUGAAACUAUAGGGAACUUAUCAUCCUUGGAGACACUCUACCUCACAUCAAACAAAAUGAGUGGGAACCUCACCCCUAAUAUCGGGCAGCUCACGUCGAUGGUCUUAUUGGACAUCUCUGAGAAUAUGUGGGAAGGUAUUGUCACAGAAGCCCAUUUACUUAAUCUUUCUAACUUGCAAGAAUUUUCAGUUGGUGUGAAACUUGGUAAGAAUAUUACCUUGGCAUUCAACAUCAACCCAAGUUGGACUCCUCCAUUCAAGCUGACAUUAUUGACCAUUCAGUCAUGCCGAUUAGGCCCCAAAUUCCCACAUUGGCUGAAGCAUCAGAACGAGCUUACUAGUAUAAUAUUUAAUACUGCUUGGAUUUCAGAUGCUGUGCCAGAUUGGUUUGUAGAGUUGGAUUUGAAGCUUGAUAAUCUUGACAUGGCUUAUAAUAGCUUGACAGGGCAAGUUCCCAACAAAUUUCAGUUCAACAUUCAAGCCAAUGUGGAUUUAAGCACCAAUCGUUUCGAGGGACCUCUCCCAUUAUGGUCUUCUAAUGUUACAACAUUGUAUCUGAGGGAUAACUUGUUUUCAGGACCUAUUCCUCUCAAUAUAUGUGGAGUACUUCGUGAUUUAACAGACUUGGACAUCUCCAAGAACAAGCUAAAUGGCAUCAUUCCCUUAUGCAUAGGUGAUAUGACUCAGUUGUUUACUUUAGUCCUCAAUAAUAACCGACUUAUCGGACAGUUUCCUGAAUUCUGGGGUAAGCUACCAUAUCUUUAUUUGAUAGAUAUGUCAGAGAACCGUUUAUCCGGCAAAAUUCCAGGCUCACUAGGUUCUCUCUCUUAUCUAAUGUUCUUAAGACUCUCAGGCAACAAUCUCUCUGGAGAACUGCCUUCGAGUUUGAGAAAUUGCAUGCGAAUGAUUAGCAUUGAUCUUAGUAACAAUCGGUUGUCAGGGCUAAUACCAAAUUGGCUGGGGAAACAAUGAGAUCACUGUCAAUCCUCAGUGUAAGGAAUAAUAGGUUUUCUGGCCCCAUUCCUUUAAAAAUAUGUACCCUUUCAGGUCUUCACAUACUGGACCUUUCAGGAAACAACUUAUCUGGUUCUAUCCCAUCCUGUUUUGGCAAUCUGGAAGCCUUCAAGGUUGAGCUAACUAAGGCAGAAGUUGCACCAUAUGAAGGGAAACUGAACGUGGUGGCAAAAGGAAGAAUACUUUAUUAUUAUAAUACCCUUUACCUAGUAAAUAGUAUCGAUCUCUCGAGCAACAGUUUAUCUGGAGAAAUCCCAGUAGAGAUAACAAGCUUACACAAACUUUGGACCUUGAACUUGUCCAGGAACCAUUUGACAGGAAAUAUACCGAUAGAUAUUGGAAAGUUAGGAUGGGUUGAAACCUUAGAUCUUUCAAUAAAUCGGUUGUCGUGUCCUAUCCCACCAAGCAUAGCUACUUUAG
Messenger RNA from Lycium ferocissimum, 2021 nucleotides. RefSeq names its product receptor-like protein 46. The record is from RefSeq and is a predicted model, not a curated record. Bases 219 to 1559 code for a protein of 446 amino acids. Gene Ontology annotation, molecular function: protein binding. The transcript has a single exon. Lineage: Eukaryota; Viridiplantae; Streptophyta; Magnoliopsida; Solanales; Solanaceae.